AUGCUGCCCAACACUGGGAAGCUGUCAGGAUGCACAGUUUUUACCACAGGUGCAAACUGAGGCAUUGGCAAAGCUAUUGCAUUGAAAGCAGCGAAGGAUGGAGCCAAUGUUGUCAUUGCUGCCAACACCACCCAGUCACACCCAAAACUCCCUGGGACAAUCUAUACAGCUGCUGAAGAGAUUGUGACAGCUGGAGGAAAGAACUUGCCGUGUGUUGUUGAUGUGAGAGAGGAACAGCAAAUCAACCUUGCAGUGGAGAAAGCAGCUGAAAAAUUUGGAGGAAUUGACAUUUUGGUGAAUAAUGCCAGUACUAUUAGCUCAACCAACACAUUGGACACUCCUACAAAGAGAGUGGAGUUGAUGAUGAGUGUGAAUAGAGGCACCUACCUUACAUCCAAAGUACAUAGUCCCUUUGUAAAAAAGAGCAAGAUUGCUCCUAUUCUCAAUCUCAACCCACCCUUGAACUUCAACCCACUGUGGUUCAAACAGCACUGUGCUUAUACCAUUGCCAAGUACGGUAUGUCAAUGUGUGUGCUUGGAAUGGCAGAAGAAUUUAGAGGUGAAAUUGCCAUCAAUGCUUUUUGGUCUAAAACAGCCAUGCACACUGCUGCUGUGGAUAUGCUGGGAAGAUCUGGUGUUGAAAGCCAAUCUGGAAAAGUUGACAUCAUUGCAGAUGCUUCAUACUCCAUUUUCAACAAGCCAAAAAGUUUCACUGGCAACUUUAUUAUUGAUGAAAAUAUCUUAAAAGAAGAAGGAAUAAAAAACUUUGAUGUCUAUGCAGUUAUACCAGGCCAUCCUUUGUUACCAGAUUUCUUCUUAGAUGAACAUCCAGAUGUAAUUAUGAAGAAAAAAGAACCAGAAGAUCCUGUGCCAGAACUAAAAGAAGAGAAGCCGCAGCGACCACUGAAACCCCAUUCUGGAGCUGUGGAAGAAACAUUUAGAAUUAAGUCCUCUCUCAGUGAUGAUAUUGUUAAAGCCACACAAGCAGUCUAUCAGUUUGAACUCUCAGGUGAAGAUGGUGGCAUGUGGUUUCUUGAUCUGAAAAGUAAGGGUGGGAAUGUUGGACAAGGAGAGCCCGCCAGUCAGGGGGACGUGGUGAUGAGUAUGACCACAGAUGAUUUUGUCAAAAUGUCUUCAGGGAAACUAAAGCCAAUCAUGACACUCAUAUCAGGAAAAUUGAAGAUUAAAGGAAACGUGGCCCUAGCAAUCAAAUUGGAGAAGCUAAUGAAUCAGAUGAAUUCCAAACUGUGA
This is a messenger RNA of Nannospalax galili (Upper Galilee mountains blind mole rat), 1251 nucleotides long. RefSeq names its product hydroxysteroid dehydrogenase-like protein 2. The record is from RefSeq and is a predicted model, not a curated record. Gene Ontology annotation, cellular component: mitochondrion. NCBI's taxonomy places the organism in Eukaryota, Metazoa, Chordata, Mammalia, Rodentia, Spalacidae.